GUAUGUUGUGUAGAGCGAAAAUGAAGUGAAUAACGCUCGCACAGUGUAAAAGUGUAAAAAAAUAAGUGAAACAAAUGAGAAAAAUAAUAAAUUUAGUGUUUUAAAAUAAGUGAGUGUCGCUAUGUGAGGUGGUGUUGUGUGCAAAACGAAGUUUACACGUUUCAGGUGCGUCGACAUCAAGAUGAAGUUAAAACGGCUGUGUUUUUUUGUGAAAUAGUGUUUGUGCGCCAAAAAACAAAAAUUUCUCAAUGUGGUGUUUAGGGCAAAAUGGUCAGAGAGACUAGACACUUGUGGGUAGGAAAUUUACCCGAUAAUAUACGAGAAGAUCGAAUACGAGAACAUUUUAAACGGCUCUGCGUUUUUGGGACUACUGACUACAAAAGGCGAGCCGCCACUGCAUUGCCGCUACUUAAAAUGUAUGGCCGCGUGCAGAGUGUCAAAUUGUUGCCGAGGUGCACCGAGGAGAAGACCGGCGAGAUCACGAUGGCGUGCACGGUGGCGUUCAUGGACAUCAAAAGUGCGUCCAAAGCUCAUAAUGCCGAGCUGAAGAUCGACGAUAGGACUCUGAACACGGAGUACUACGAACCUGCUGCCAUUCCGUCCGCUGCCUCGCCGCAGAACACGUCCUCCCCGUACUCCAGCUUUCCAAACGGCCAUGGGUCCUCCGACGAGCAUGGAUCUUUCCAGGAGCGCUUCUACGACAGAUCGACGACCAGGGUGGCCCCCGAGGGGGAAUUCAUCCGCCGAACGGGCUACCACGACACAAGCAGGAGUCGAACCCGCGACAGAUCCUACCGUAACGGCCCCUAUAACUCCCUCAUGGACCGCCACUCUAGAACACUCAACAGCUCGUGGUCGUACGAUUCAACGAGGUACAACAGCACCACAGGGUGCAGUCAGACGGAUACAGGGUAUAGCACUACACCAUCUGAUAGCAACGAGAGGCGAAGUUCGGAUCAAAGCUCGAAGAAAAAGACGAAAUCGAGAUCGGGAUCGAGGUCGCCUUCACCGUCGGGGAGCACCAGCAGUCGGUCACCAUCUAGAUCCAGGUCUCGAAGCAGCAGCAGUUCCUCGAGUUCCUCCACGUCGCGGGACACGAGUUCGACAAGCUCGCCGAAGUCCAGGAGACUAACCUCUUCUGCCAACGCCAACCACCAACCGAUCGUACAUUCGGACGACCGGCGGCCGCUUGCGAUAUGCGUGAAAAACCUCCCCUUACGGUCGUCGGACACGAGCCUGAAGGACGGCCUGUUCCACGAGUACAAAAAACACGGGAAGGUCACGUGGGUGAAGGUGGUGGGCCAGAACUCGGAGCGCCACGCGAUCGUGUGCUUCAAGAAGCCGGAAGACGUGGAAAAAGCACUGGAGGUGAGCUACGACAAACAGUUUUUUGGAUGUAAGAUCGAGGUGGCCCCCUACCAAGGCUACGACGUGGAGGACAAUGAUUUGCGGCCCUACGAGGCUGAGAUCGACGAAUUCCACCCGAAAGCCACAAGGACACUGUUUAUCGGCAAUUUAGAGAAGGAUGUGACCGCGUCAGAUCUCAGGAAACACUUCGAUCAGUUCGGUGAAAUCAUUGAAAUUGACAUAAAAAAACAAGCGGCUGUGAGUUCGUAUGCGUUUUGCCAAUACUCCGAUAUCGUAAGUGUUGUCAAGGCUAUACGUAAGAUGGACGGUGAGCAUUUAGGAAAUAAUCGAAUUAAAUUAGGUUUCGGUAAGUCAAUGCCGUAUAAUUGUGUGUGGAUUGAUGGGGUUAACGAGCACGUUAACGAAAAGUACCUGAGAAUGCACUUCGAACCGUUUGGUGUUAUAACUAAAGUGCAUAUAGAUCGGGAGAAAGGGCAGGCGCUUAUAUUUUACGAACAGGUGUUACACGCGCAGGCGGCGGUCAACAAGAUGCGCGGAUUCAACUUGAAGAACACAAAGAUCCAAGUGGACUUUGCCAGCAGGGAAUGCCAGGAGUCGUUUUUUGAAAGACUGGAAAAACAAGGCACCGUGCUAGACAGGACCUCUUUCGAAGAGAGGAGGGACUCCACGGCACGAAGUUUCGAUUCUACGACUGCCACUAGGUUUUCGAGAUACGAUACCCCGACACGACCGCGAACGUCGUCGUACAGCAGCAGAUCCAGCAUAACGGCGAGCCAAGUAACCUCGGUAAUGCAGUCACCCGGCACCCCGGGGUCAGUAACACCCAGGGGUACAGGCUCUCGAUCACGCGUUGCUCGAUUUGCAGAGUACUACGACACGGCAGAAUAUCCGGACCGACAUUUCCGCAGUUACGAUGAGUACAGUCAAGGUUCGGCUGCUUCUCAUGAAGAUCCAUAUGAGCCUGAUUACGUGUUUUCUCACGAUAGUCCUACACAUAUUGUCGAUCCCGUGGAUACGAGGACCAUACAGACCGAAGCUGUACCGUUCGCGCCUCCUGAUAUAAGGAACCUUCAGAAGGAGAGGGUGCACCUGUUGGAGCAACUCGAGGAAUGUCCCAGUUCUGGUGAUGAGUUAAUGAGUCCUAAAAAACGACUGAAAUUAGAAUUAUUAGACUCAACCAUUACUAGCGAUGUUAUCAUAGAGGCUAAUAGGGAUCAUAGGAAGGUCAUGGAGGUUAGGAGGCUGUCGGACGCAAAUAUCAGGCACCAUUCGAGAAGACCCUCUAUUGAUUCGGGGAAACACUCCACUAGGGACACGGGACAUGAUAGAAGUGGAUACUUACCUCACACCGUUUGUAAACGGAGAAAGACGGCAGGUAGCGACAGUGGCUCUAGGGUACAUCAUUAUGAUCAUUCCGGUUCGGAAAGUGUGGGUGGUUCCAGACCAGGCACCCCGCUGUGCGAUGAGAGGCCGGAAAAUUUUCAACCUAGCGAACCCAGGAGGGUGCCCCGGGAAAGAGAAGGUCCUCUCACUUUACCACUGCCACGGUUUGCAGCUCAAGUUAUGAACAGAGGCAAUGUGUCAGUAGCGGGAAUUAAAGGCCAGAAAGACAACGUUCUCUCGAGCCCCCCCGCAGCGGCUACCAGCCCUAGGAUAACGAAUCCGAGGCCUCCUAGUCCUGUCCACGUGCCCCCACCGGCAUCACCUCCCCCAAGACCGCCUAGUCUCAGCUCCAAUUCCAGCGAUAGUGACAUAACACCACCAAGUCCGUCUUUGGAGGAACGCAUUCGAUCCUUGGAUGAGAAGUACGAGAAAUGGUCGGGAUCGCGGGCCCUCAGUGCUGCCGGUGGGGAUGCUUUGGCCAUGCUCGAUGCCAACCUCGAGAAAUUCAGAUUACGUCACAAGCUCCUAGAUCUAGAUUUGAAGGAGGUCCAACCCUCGGAAAUCGUUAAAUCUGUGAUGGCGAAACGGUCAGUGUUUGACGAGGACCUGAAGAGGUUGGAGAACGUAGGGGAGAAGUACGAGCCCAAAGAGUUUAAUUUGUUCCCUAGGGCCGCCACGACAGCCCAAACUUCAGUACCUGCAACACCUUUGUCGGCGCCACCAGCGCUGAAACUCGCACCCGUCACCCAGCUGCCCAAAACCCCCACCAUGCUAUCCCCUAGAUCCACAGGAACCAGCAUACCCGCUGCGAAAGGUCUUCAGUAUCCUUUUCCCACUCACCCGCCGGUUCUCAUGUCACCAGUCCCGUCGCAUACGCAAACUCCACCGACGCCCACGACGUCAACAUCUCUUCCCGCACCGACGGCUACAAGUACAACAACAACACGAAGCACCAGCCAUGGUGAAAAUAGACUGAAACCGUGCGCCGGUGUUUCUAGUGAUAUAAGGACAACUAGCAAAGUGAAUGUAAAUAGAAGUACUGUAGUGUCUUCUUUAGCGCCGAUUAAAAGUAGUGAAAAGACCAAUAUCAACAUUCCUAAUUCCGGUGACAGCGCGACAUCUAGUGCUAGUUUAUCAUCGGAGAAACAUAACAAAUCCGUGCGGGAGGUUAAAUCUAGUGAUAAAACUAGUGAAAAGGUAUUGUGUCGGAGGGAUUCUAAUAGUAAUUCGCCUCGCGCAGACGUUAAAACUAGAAGAAACAGUGAUACUAGUGCCCGAAGAAUAGAGGAUAGCGAGAAAUUCACCGAUUCAGAUAGUAGUCAUAAAGAGAGAAUGAAUAACGACGAAGAGAAAAAGGACCGUCUUGAGAAAGCUAGGCUUGAAAACGAGAAGUUAGAGAGAGAAAAGCUUGAGAAAGAGAGAAUCGAAAAGGAGAGAAUGGAGAAAGAAAAACAGGAGAGGGAACGCAUCGAAAAAGAAAAACUAGAAAAGGAAAGGUUGGAGAGGGAGAGUGAAUUAGAAAAACAACGAUUAGAAAAAGAAAGGCUAGAAAAAGAACGAAUAGAAAAAGAAAAGCAAGAGAAAGAACGCUUAGAGAAAGAAAAGGCAGAAAAGGAAAGGGAGCGAGCUGAGAGACUACGUCAAGAAAGGGAGCGUGCAGACAAAGAACGUCUAGAGCGUGAACGAAUCGAAAAAGAGAGGCAGCAAGAACAUGAAAGAUUAGAGAAAGAAAGAAAAGCCCGUGAAAGAAAAGAACGAGAAGAACGCGAACGAAAAGAAAAAGAAGAAAGAGAGAGGCGAGAACGAGAAGAACAACAAGAAAGGGAACGAUUAGAAAUGCUGGAGAAAGAAAAGAAAGAACGUGAGAGGAAAGAAAAAGAGGAAAGGGAGAAAAGGGAGCGUGAGGAGAUGGAGAGAAGGCAAAGAGAAGAUUGGGAGAGGAAAGAAAGGGAGGAACGAGAGAGAAAAGAUCGGGAGGAGAAAGAAUUGCGAGAGCAAGAAGAAAAACUGGCGCGAGAGAGGUUGGAAAGAGAACGUGCUGAAAAGGACAAACUCGAAAGAGACCGGAAGAGGGAAGAAGAACGGUCACGGCAUAAAGAAGACAAUCAUGAUAAAAGGAAAGACGACCAUAAAAAUCGAGAAAAUCACAGUGAGCUUAAACACAGAGAAAACAGUUUAGAAAAACACAUAUACGACAGCAAAAACACCAAAGAAUCUAGUAGAGACGAAAAAUGUUCUAGGGAUAAUCAUGACCUAUUUAGGCGUGACUCGCACGACUCACGCAGUAGUAAUGAAAAAUCUAGACACCACAUAGAGAGAGAUGCUGAGAGAAGGAAAGAGAGCAUAAAAGAAAAUCGUGAUAACAACAUACACGAUAAACAUAAAAGUUUCAAUGACUUAAAAGACGUCAAUAACCGCAAUGUUGUUGAAAGCCGUCACAUGUCCAUAGACUUGGAUAAAAACAGAACUUACGACAACAUCAAACAAGAUCCAAAUAAGAGAAAGGAGAGAAACAAUAGUUUGCCUGCUAGUAUUGGUUCCAAACGAAGACUGAGUUCUCACGACAGUUUGGAUAGCAUCGACGAGAGCAAGAGAAUAAAAUUAGUCCACGAUCAUAAAAAACUGUCCGAAAGACGGGAUUCCAAGGACAGUACUAGAUCAGAAGACAGAGGAAAAAGCAGUAAACAUAAAAAUAAUAUAAUUAAACCUCAUGACAAACAUGGAACGAAAGACGUGGAUGAAAAACGGAAAGAAAGAGACAAAGAAAGAGAGGAGCGUCAUAAGAAGCAUAAAUUGGAAAAACAAAAAUCAAAAAGUAAAAGUCGAGAAAAAGAAUCCCGGGAAUCACCUACUACACCAAAAAGCCCUCUCACAGAUAAAGAUUUUUUGGCAAGACUAGAUUUAAAGUCAAAUGAAGAAUCAGAUAAACGCACAGAUGUCAAGGAAAACAAAGAAAGUAAAGAAAAACGCAAGGAGGUAUCUACAUUUAGUGCCCAUGAGGACAAAGAUCGAUCGUCUCAUGAGGACAGGUCAAAAAAACAAGAAAAGCUGUUUGAAAAACAUCACAAUGCAGAAAAACAUUCAAAAAUUCGUUCUGAUAUCGAAACAAUUUCAAAAAGUAACGAGGAAAGAAAGAAACGUGACCGUAUUAGAAAAAUAACCAACAGUUCCGAGAGUGACUCUGAUGAACCAAAAAAGCACUCGAUAUUUGACAUCGUUGACGAUGAACCUGCUUAUAUUUCUAUGUACGACAAAGUUAAAGCCAGGAGCUGUAAAAACAUGGCCAAACAAGAGGAAGAAAAGCGGCAAGAAAAGAUAAAAGCUAAAUUUAGUCAGUUAAAACAAAGUCGUGCAAAAAGGGAAGAAAAGAAACGGUCCACUUCCUGGGACGAAGACUCUGAAUCUGAAGAUAAAGACCCCAAUGAAGUGAAAGUCAAACGUUGUCCAAAAAUGCUCAUCGACAGUUCAGAUGACGAGAGCCGUGAUAGAAAAAUUAGGAAAAAGAAAGAAAUAUAUUCCGAUUCGGACUCUUCUGCGAUUAUGAAACAGAUUAAACGUGAACAACUUGACACCAGUGAAGAUGAGAUUAAAAAUAAGAACAUCUUAAGAGGCUGCAAAUCCCGAAUUACUAGCGAUACUUCCGAGGAUGAGUACAACAAGAGAAAGCUCCAAAGUCAUAUCAAAACCGAAGUGUUCUCAGAUACUGAAAACGCAAAUAUUCAAGGUUUUCUUGAGACAGAAGAAAAACCACAAUUAACAAAAGUCAAAGAUGAAUUAGAAAGGUUAAUUAAGAAAGAAAGAAGAAACAGCAAACAUCAGGAUUCGUCCUUGGAAAUAAGCACACAGAUUUUUGGUGAUUCAACAUCAACAUUAAAUGAGAAAAUUGAAAAAUUCAGUAAUAGACAUUCAUUCAUGGAAAAUACUACAGAUGAUGAAAUUACAGAGACCACUAAAAAGGAGAGGUCAGAAAGGAGGGAAAAGAAACAUAAAAAGAAGCAGAAGAAACAAAAGCAUUCCCUUAGCAGCGAAGACUCGUGCAAAGUCGAAAAUGAUUCAAUACAAGGAGAAACUUCAGAACGAUCUAAACACGAAAAAAAGAAAGAUCAUAGUAAGAAAGACAAGAGAAGAGACAAAACAAAAGAAGGUCGUGAAAAAUCUAAAAAAUCCAAAAGGAACAAAUCCGAGUCAAAAAGUGAAAGUAAAAGAGAAGGCAAAAUGGAAAACAUCUUUGGAUCUCUUUCAGAAGAUUCUGAACAUGGUACUAAAGAAGUUGAACAACAAAAAUCUAGUGUAUUUCAUGAACGAGUUACCGAGGAAGAGAACGCGAACGUCUACAAUAGUGAAUCUGAAAGAGAGCUAGAGAAGGAGAAGACUAAAGAAAAAGAGGAAAGAGAACGUGAAAGAGAGGAGCAUAAGAAACGUAAAGAAAAGAAACGCCGUGAAAAGGAACGCCGUCUCCAAGAGGCAGCCGCAGCAGCUGCCGCUGCUGCUGCAGCCGCUAUCGAACAAACAAGUAACGAAAACAGUAUGGAUUAUGCUGAUAUGGGUAAGCAGUUGGAAGCAAACAUGCUAAAAGAUGAAAGUUUAGACGCUUCAGAAGAAAUCACCAAAAGCGAAGUAAACUCUGCUAAUCCGGAUAAUCCUGAGGACCCUUUUCAUUUCAAUGAAGUCAGUGAAAAACAUGAAAUAAAGAGAGAGAAAGAAGAACGCAAAGAAGGAAAAGAAAAGAAAAAGAAGAGGAAAAAGAGUAAAGACGAGAAAACGAAACACCACCACCAUCAUCACCACCAUGAAAAAAAUAAAAUUAAAUCUCCCGAAUUUAAGAAAGAGGUAACACCGCCUCAAGACAUUAAAGUGGAAGUAGAAGAAUCACAACCACAAAGUCAAAAUCAAAGUUUACCCACUCUUCUUGAUGAGAGUACUAGUCCUUCUAAUAAGGCUCUUACCCCAGACUUUACCGUUUCUCCUUCGACUCGAGAAAUUCAUCCAGUUAUUAGCCCUAUUCCGAAAACACCAACAAUUUCAAAAGAAAAGAAACGAGAUAAAUUCAUACCAGGGUUCGGAGUAGAGAUUGAUGAAAAAAUACACGAAUCUGCUGUGAAAUCUAUUUCUGAAUUUGAACCAGUCAUCAAAAAAGAAGAAGUUGUCAAAGAAGAGGAAAAUAAAGAUGACAAAGAUUCCCAAAUAUCCGAAGAAAAACCUCGAGUUGUCAUUUCACAAGAAGAAACCGAAGAUGCAGUGGCAGCAUUGCUCGGUGAAAGUUUUGAAAAUGGAAAGUUUGAGGAAUGUUACAACGAUGAAAUUAACAGCACCACUGAUCAAACAACCUCGCUCGUUGAAGAGAAUAAUGCCCAAGAUGACGAAGAAAUGCGACAGGCCGUUGAAAGCCUUAGCACUGCUGAUUUAGAUGUUAAGCCUGAUACACCACAAAGCGAGCAUGAGUUACAAAUUGAUACAGAUACAGAAGAACAAGAAGAAGUUUCGUCAAGGUUUGAACCUAAAACGCCAGAUUUACCCGACUUCUCUCAACCGCCAAAAACAACGGAUAUUGCAAAGUACAUUCGAAACGAGGACAAAACCCCUUCUACUCAAAUUGUUUUGAAGAAUACACCAAAUAUCAGCAGCCCACCAUCUUUGACUCCAAUAAAACCACAAGUUUCUGCAGCUGUAGAAAUCAGGAAAUCGCUAGAUUUGGAACAAAAGUCCCUCCCAAUGUUACCAGAACAACAACAACGAUCUGUAAUUUCACAAACGUGGCCAAUAGAAAAACAACCAGAACUCUCAAAACCUGAGCCUACGACAGUUAUUAAAAUUGAGAAUGUUUUAUCUCAACAAAAACUAAACAAAAGUAUCACACCUCAGCCAUUAAGGCAGUAUCCAACCCCUCCAAUGGUGAAGAUAUCUGAAUCCGCUCCUUAUCCUGCAUUGAAACCAAUUACACAGCCACCGGAUCAUAUAAAACUUUCUCCCCUCUCAGAACAACCAACAAAAAUCCAACAUGCACCCGUCUUACAAACACCCACGAAAUCUUUAGUUACGUCUCAAUUGCACAAUUUACCAGCUCGUUCUCCAGUGCAGGUUAACAAACCACCAACUUCCACACACGAUCCUGGAAUGUUGUCUCCGAAAUCUACUCCUAAUCUUGUUCAUAACAGACUUCCAAUAACACCCGUGAUGGUAUCCAAACCGCUGCCAGCUACAACCGUAAUUCUGCAGCAGGCCAAGGUGGCUCACACUUUGGAACCACCGAAACUGGUUUCUACUUCUGACCCCAGAACACAAGAAAGACCUAGAACUGUUUUUCAAACGUCUGCUAUUCAACAGGCGCAGUUUCCCAAUUUCGCACAAAACCAGCCGAGGAUGUUGAUUCAAGGAAAUAUUCGGCAGUUACCGCCACAAGGUCUGCUGCUUCCUACGAGACAACUGCCUCAAAACACGUACGGUUAUUUGGGUAACUUGGCUCACUCGCCAUAUAUGCACGCCGCAGGGUUGAGCGAAAAGAACCAAAACGAACCUCUAAAAAUUGGCCAACCGAUGCCCUCGAGUUUAGUGAGUAGUCAGAGUACACUACCACAGCCUAGUAUUAUUAUGCCUACUUCUAAUAUCCAACCUCAUGUGUCUCAACCACAACCUCUAGCAAUUUCUAAGGACCACACAAUGAAACCUUCUCCAACAAUAUUAAGUCCAAAAGUCAUAACAAGUACUCCUAGUCCGAAGUCGUUUAUGCCGUCGUCGCCAAAUCCAAGGUCAUCUCCAAUGCCUGCGACAAGUCCAAAACCUGUUAUAUCUACUUCGAGUCCUAGUGCGUCUACGGCUGUAGUAACUUCGGUUUCUUCAUCUACUGAUUCAUCUAAAUUGUCAAAUACUAUUGCUCCCGAAACUCCAAAAACUCCAGAAGUUAUUGAAAAUAAUUUAGACAAAAAAUUAAACAACAUACAUCCAAAUGUCAUACAGAAAGCUUCUACUGUUCCACCUAUAUCUAAUCCAGUUACUGAAUCAGCACCAAGUGAACCAGCUCAUCCAGAAGUUAAGGAGAUUAAGACGGAGCCUAAUACAGAAGCACCAGUUAAGCUGGCUAUUGAAAAGGUGACUGAAGAAUUAAACAUGUCUUUAGAAAAGGAAUCUCCGGAACUUAAAGAAAAGGAAAUCAAAACAGAAGUUCCAACUACGGACGCAUCAGAACCCAUAGAAAAACCGAAGGAAGUUAAACUAGAGAUCAAAGAUGAAUGUAAAAAAGAUGUAGCAGUGGAGAAACCUACAGUCGAACCAGAUAAUACCACGACUGUUAUUAAAGAAAUCGAAAAGUUUGACGAGGAGAAAGCCGACACAGAAAGUAUCGUUUCUGAUAUCAGCAAAGAAAGAUCUAGCGCAGACAUUCUGACUAAAGAAGAUCCACUUGAUACGAAAGAGGAUAGCGAUUAUUGGUCAGCAAAGGAAGUAAACAUUGACUCGGUUAUCAAGACGCUAUGUUCAGCUGAUGAACUCUCAGAUCAUAGCAGUGAAAAUGGCAAGGAUGACUGGUUUGACGACAACAAAACCAAUGAAUGUUCGAAAACUGUCAUUGGCGACAAAGAACAGUCUACACCUGAAAGUAAACCAAUUGAGCCGGUUGAAAAUAAGAACGACGAACCUGAAAUCCAUGAUGAAGGAGUUGAACCGGAAGAAGAACAAAAGGGGGUGGUAAAUCUCCGUAGCGGUAAUCGUGGUCGUGGUGGUAGAGGAAGAGGUCGCGGUAAAGCUAGAGGUGCUAACGUUGACCGUAGUGGGAUUCAGACUCGUCGUGGUAAAAUUAAUAAAGAACAACCAGUAUCAACUUUGUCUCCGACUAAAAGAGGUCGUGGUGGAAGACCGCGAACUGAACGAAAAACAAGUAAAUCUGAAACGGAUUCUGCCCCGGCAGAUGUCUAUGAAUUUCGGGACGAGUCUGAUGACAACAAGGAACAGCGCCCUCGGUUGAUUUUGACAAUCAAAUCUCCAGCUGUGUCCAGUGCCAGCAACGCCCAAACAACUGCGAUUGUGAAAGAAGUUACUAAAGAUGGCGCUAAAGAAAUUGGUAAAGAACAACCUAAGGAAAUUCCUUCCCAUCCGACUGUAGAAACUAAAGAAGAGUUUGCUUCACCAGUGGCAACCAACACCAGAAAGUCACGACGUCUUCAAGAAAAAGAUAACUCACGUAAUACUGUGGAUGAUACGAUUGAAGAUGUUGUGAAAAAUACCAUCCAGACACGUGCCGCAGCUAAUCAAAGAAGAUCCACACGUCAGGCGGUUCCUAAACAACAGCAACAACCAUUACCGCAGCCUGAGACCCCAAGAAAAUCUCCUAGAGGACGAAAACCUCGUAGAGGAUCUGAAGCUACAGAAAAUUCGUCCUCUGAAGAAACCUUCAAAGAAGAAUCCAAGUCUAUACCUUCUCCUGCUAAGGAACCUGAAAAGGCGAAAGAAGAAGAAAAAGAAACUCAAAAACAGCUGGACACGCUCAAGGAGAAACCACAUGAGAGUUUGAAGGCAGCCAUGUUGCGUCGCAUCAAAGUGGAAAUGGCCAGUACGAAUCAACACGAACCAACUAACUUAAUCGAUCCAGUGACUGGAGAACUUAUACCGAUGAGGGAGUGCGAGGAAGGAAAAUAUAUUCCCCUGCCCGAUAGUGCAACUGCCGAGCAGAGAAUUGCAGCAAAUGCAAAAGUAGGUCAGCCUCAAGCGAAACCAGCUGAAGUCAUUAAAUCCCAACCUACCGUUAUAGCCCAGCCUCAACAGGCUACAAUGGUGCAGUCACCAAAGCCCCAAAGUUUCAAAGCUCACGUGUUGUCUUCGCAAGCCGCUCAAGCGGCGGUUAGUCAACAACCAAGCCCGAUUCAAACGAAACCUUCAUCUGUACAUCCUACUUUACCGCCCCAGCCGAUUGUAGUAAACAAAACAACUUCUCAGGUGAAUGUUUCUAAGUCAUCUCCAGUCAUAGUCUCUAAAAAUGUUCCUCCAGUAUUGGUAACUAAAACUGUCACUCCAGUGGUCGUUACCAAGGCUGUAACUCCGAUAGUUAUUUCAAAAUCUAGCACACCGGUGGUUAUUUCAAAGCCCGUGACCCCCAUAAACCAACAUCUCAACGUUAAUACUUCUUUACCGAUGGGAGUCGUUUCAUCGGCUCACUUAUCGCCGAGACCAAACGUGCCUUUAACUACUUCCAAAGCGGUUCCUAAACAACUGGUCAAACCACCAGUACUGUCACCAGUAUUAUCACUAUCGGCACAACAGAAGCAACAGAUGUUACAAGUGAGCAAAGCACAGCUAAAUAAAGGCCACAUGGUGACGCCAAUGACUACCAGUCAGGCCCAAAUGGUGAACACCCAGAUGGCGCACAUGAAGCACCAGUCCGUUAUGAAACAACAAGUCAUUAUGGGUAAAGGUCCUAUCUCUAAGCCGGCCCAUUCACUACACCAACAGCAGUUGCUUAGCGGAGCUGUGCCUAGCCCUCCACUGGGCAAGUCUCAGUCUCCCCUAAGCAAUCCGUCAAGAAUUAUCCAAGGACCUUCGCCGGGUGCCAAAGGAGUCAUGGAACCUCCGAAGGUAGACGUUUCUAUGGGCAAUGUUAUGCUGGGACAGAGGCCGAAGCUGUCGCCGCAGGGUCCACAGCAGCGGUUGCUUCAAAGUGCCAUACCAGUCCCGGGAUACGAAGCCAGUUUGGGUGAAGCGAUCGCACAUUAUCCACCAGGUCCUCUACGCCCUCCGCCUGAUCUAAACCCUGCUCACUAUAUGCAUCCUUCACAUGUAAUGCAGUACCAACAGUUUUUGCGACAGCAACAAUUACAGCAUAUAUCAAGAUCUGGUAUUGAAAAAGUGGGUGAUGGUCAGGAAGGGGAAGAGGCUCCAGACACUUCUCCACCAUUGGAAUUGCGACGUCCUGGAUCAGUAGGACUUGCUCUUACAGGAAGGGGCGCUUCUGUUCCUCACAGUUUACAUUCUCCACACGACAGGGCAACUGAUUCACCUCAAGUGGGUCAAGUUUACAACGUCCACCCAGCCCGAAUGCAACACUACCAUUCCAACCGAUACUACGACCAAACCGAGCCCCCUCCAGCUCACCGCCCGUUGACCAGCCACAGCACAUUAGCUGCGCUGGGCAGCGACCGAGGUCUAGCGCACAUGGCACCUCUUGGAACGCCUGACAGACCGCUAAGCGGCCACUCGGCACUGUCGGCCCACAUGGGUGGACUGGGCGCUGCCGAUAGACCAAUAUCAACUCAAAUCGAAAGACCACUUUCAGCUCACGGACUGAUGGGCGCUGGCUUGGGUGCAGCUGGAAAUCUUAUGGGAGCCGUGGCACGUCAUAUAGGAGCUGACGCACCGACUAGUCAAAGAGGACUGCAAGCUGCAACUCCACCGCAUGCUAGCCAAGUUCCACCGCAGGCAGAGAGCCUCUUUAUGCUCCUUAAGCAAUAUCCUUGCAUGUGGCAGGGCCUACUAGCGCUUAAAAACGACCAAGCCGCAGUCCAGAUGUACUUCGUAUCUGGCAACGAUGACGUAGCCAAGUGCAGUCUACCUAAGAAUACAGACGGAUCAACACCACCACUCAGAAUUUUCCAGAGGAUGAGGCUUGAACCGCCUCAAGUCGAAGGAGUUGCCAGAAAAAUGCAGAUGGAGAACGAGCACUGCAUGCUUCUGGCUCUACCUUGUGGACACGAUCACAUGGACGUACUUAAACAAUCGACUAACCUAACUAGUGGCUUCAUAACCUAUUUACAGCAAAAACAGGCAGCUGGCAUUGUGAACGUGGCUGCACCUGGUACCACACAACCUCCCGCUUAUGUUGUUCACAUAUUCCCGUCGUGCGAUUUUGUGAAUGAAAACCUGCGAAGGAUAGCACCUAGUCUUCUUGAAAGGGUGGCCGACAUAGCGCACCUACUCAUAGUCAUAACAACAGUGUGAUUUACAUAUUAUAUUUAUGUUUGGGUUUAUGAAAAUUUAUUGGUACUGUCCUGUUUUUCUCGCGACGCAGAGUUUGUCGGAGAAACUAAUACGAUUUGACUUUAACCACGAUCUAAUUCUCAUCAGUUAAUUUUGGUAAAAAAUCUCGAAAUGUGGAAAGAAUUUAUGGAUUUUAUACUUAAUAUUUAAAAAGUUUCACUGUGAUUUCUUGACAAAACGUUAUUUACUAUUAUUGAAAUAAAAAUAAAAAAAAGCUAAAAAUAACUUACUACCUAUUUAAGAGAUCUCAUAUUGAACUUAGUUGUAAAGAAAUUUCUUUUAUUUAGAAGAUCUUUAUUUUCGUAAAUAUCUUGUAAAUUAUUAAAUUAAUUCAUGUAACAUCCUUGCAAUAUUUGUAAAGAUGUUAUUUGAGUGCUGGUUUUCUUUUCUGGUAUUUAAAUUUAGAAUAUCCUUUAUUUGAAAACUUCGGGAUUACGUUGCCAGAGUUUAUUUUUUAUAUCGCUACUUGUUGUUUAUUUAUUUAUUAUAGUAAACAGGUACUUAAACAUUUCUUCUUGGAACGAAAUUGUUUAAGUACUUUGUUUUUUAAACUUAUGCGUUCACAUUCCCCACUUUAGUUUUACGAUUUAUAGUUUUUUUAGUUUUUGUUAACAUAAUUUUUUAGUUUAUCACGUGUGGAGUGUGAAGGUGUCUGAUAGAGAACGCAACCUAAUCUCGAAGUUUUCCACAGCUUUAAAGUUGUAAAUAUUUAAAUUUAACGUUACCCAAUUUGUAGUUUGAAAAUAUGGCUAUUAUAAAUAUUAAAGCAUAUAGACAUAAUAUAUAAAUAUGUAGCAUAUAUUAUAUAAAAAAUCAAUCAUUUUUUAAAUUACAAUGUAAUAUAUAUGUGAAUAUAUAGUUUUAGUUUGAUAAUUUAAGCUUUUUUUGAGUUAUCGUUAAGAUGUUCUGUACAGUGUAUUUUUAGCUGUAAGGAUAAGUUAGCCAGCGUUACAAAAAUAAUAUAGGGAACAUUGUGAUGUCUAUAUAUUACUGUAAAUUUUGUACAUAUAUAAAAAUACUGUGUAUUGUGACUAUACAUUAUUAUAAUAUUAC
Molecule: messenger RNA, 14763 nt
Organism: Anoplophora glabripennis (Asian longhorned beetle)
Lineage: Eukaryota; Metazoa; Arthropoda; Insecta; Coleoptera; Cerambycidae
Product: protein split ends
Exons: 15
Coding region: 268-13671 (4467 amino acids)
Biological process (GO): regulation of transcription by RNA polymerase II
Cellular component (GO): nucleus
Molecular function (GO): mRNA binding
Source: RefSeq, a predicted model, not a curated record